UAGCUUCUUAUUUGAUUUAUUCACCGAAGUCGCAACCUGGAUCCAGUCAGUCCUGUCGGUGAUUGCUAUAGCUUUCUUUGCGAUAUUUUUUUGUUCUGUCUCACAAACUUGGAUAGUGUUGUUUCUCGAUACUUAAGUUUUGGAUAUUUCUGUGGAUUUAAUUAUGAAAUAAACUGGUGGAAAACGAGGAGGUACUUAUUGCUGUCCUUGCAGAAUAUGUUACGCUUGCUGCAUUUUGUGCGGAGUAGACAAAUUGGAAAGACAUGUGCAUUCCACCGCUGUGAUUUCUAGGCUAUUUUAAAUACUGCGCCUUUUGCAGUAACUCCUUGCUGUUUGAUUGUUUUGCGAAAAUGGAUGUGUGAACAUGGAAAUAAUAAUAUUAUUGACAAUUUGACGCUAAUUAUCCGGUGGAUUAUUACUGCCAUAUUUCAUCGACAUACCAGUUAUUCCCGUUGGACCAAACCACUUGAAUCCGAAUAAUCCGUCCAUUUUGUAGCGUUUAGUCUGUUUUAUUAAUUUAUUAUUGUGGACCAUGUUCGGUGAUUCGUUGGCGUCAGUUAAGCCUUACAAUUGUUGAUUCUGCUGCUGCGCGUUAAAGACUCUGCUGCUGCGCGUUAAACGAAAAUGGUGCAGACGUAUACUUCUCCAAUCCGUGUGUACAAGUUCCCUUUUGAACUUGUGAUGGCUGCUUAUGAGAAGCGCUUUCCGACUUGUAAAAUGAUUCCGGUCUUUGUCGGAAGUGAAAUUACAUCGGAAGUGAACAGUCCAGACGGAGCGACCAGUGUAAUAGAGAGGCGAUGCAAGCUGAAUGUUGAUGCGCCCUACCUGCUCCGCAAGAUUGCCGGUGUGGAUUUUGUUUAUUUUAUUCAACGAAAUUCCAAGGAUCGCCGCCGUCGCACCUUGCUAAUUGAAGCAUGGAACGAAAGCUUUUCCUCGAGGCUGACAAUCAAAGAAACCUGCAAAUAUUCGGUGCAUCCCGACAACGAAGACUGGACAUGUUUCGAGCAAGAUGCCAGUCUGGAGAUCAAAUCAUUUUUUGGAUUCGAAAGCGCCGUAGAAAAGCUGGCUAUUAAGCAAUAUAUGGCCAAUAUAAAAAAGGGCAAAGAAGUUAUCGAUUAUUACAUUCAGGAACUGUUGGAUGAAGGCGUCACGCACGUACCACGUUUCUCAAUAGAGGAAGACGUCGGGAACACCGGAGAUGCCGAUGAUGAGAUCACUAUUGUUAACAGUCAGAUAACCGCCCCGGUGAACCCUCCUGCAUCUUUUGAUGGGAAACUUCAUCGCGAUAGUUUGUAUAAACUGGAAGCUGAUUAUAUCCAUCGCUGCUUGGGAGAUUUGGAUCCGGUAGAGGAAAGCCGUCUGGUGGAACUUAAACAGUGGUUGCAAGAGCACCAUAAAGAAAAGAUCCCAUCCGAUGCCCAUCUAUUGCGAUUUUUACGGGCGCGUGGAUUUAUUGUAGAGAAGGGACGUGAAAUGCUUUGCCGCUCCCUUAUUUGGAGAAAACAGCAUCAGAUCGAUCGUCUCUUGAGUACAUGGAAGGCCCCCGAGGUCCUUAAGCAAUACUUUCCGGGUGGAUGGCACGGUUAUGAUGACGCUGGACGUCCGGUAUUCGUGCUUCGUCUGGGUAAUCUCGAUGUAAAAGGUCUUUUACGCUCGGUUGGUGUUGAUGGAUUAUUAAAAUUGGCUAUAACGGUCUGCGAAGAGGGUUUGGCCCGCUGUGAAGAAGCCACGAAAUUACACCAGCAUCCUGUCAGCUCCUGGGCGUGUAUCUUUGAUCUGGAUGGUUUGAGCAUGCGUCAUCUAUGGCGACCGGGAUUGAAAGUCCUUUACCGAAUUAUUGAGGUGGUGGAGGCGAAUUAUCCGGAGACUAUGGGAAGGGUGUUUCUUGUGCGUGCACCACGUCUUUUUCCCAUACUGUGGACCAUUGUCAGUCCUUUUAUCGACGAGAACACGCGAAAGAAAUUUAUCAUUUAUGGCGGAAACGACCACGAAAUAGAGGGCGGACUGAAGGAUUAUUUGGACAAAAAGUACAUACCGAAGUUUCUGGGUGGAGAUGCUGACUGCGAUGUUCCCGAGGGAGGUUUGGUUCCAAAAAGUCAUUAUCUACCGGAAGACGCUGAUUUGGAGUCAGGCAUUGACUCCAUAUCUAUUUCAUCGGAAUCAUUGUACCAGUCUGUUAGUUUAGUGAAAGACAGUUAUCAUGAGGUUCCUGUGGUCAUUCAGGAAUCCGGUUCCGUUAUAACGUGGGAUUUCGACGUUUGCAAAGGUGAUUGCACCUUUACCAUUCUUUACACACCCGACCCACUUCCUCCGAUGGCAGUUCCGCCUCCCAGCCCCGCAGCUCAUCCAUCACUAAUGGACUCGCAUCCAGGAUUGCAGUUAACACGUGUUGUGCCAGUGAUUAACUGUACAGAUGGAAGUUCAGAGCAGGGUACUUAUGCCGCUGAGAAACCUGGAACGUAUAUUCUCCAGUGGAAAAGUAUUGAGCCUGCCAGCACUUCCGCCCAGGCACAUUCUCAGUUCACCUUUGAUUUUGGUUUAACGAGUAGCUACAAAUGCAAGGUCCUGUACCAUUAUGAUACAAUUAGUCAGGAUGAAUUUAGAGGUUCUUUGAGUAGUGUUCAGUCAUUCUCAUCGCUCAGUAUGGCUUGAAAUUGGACUAAGGGUUGUUACUCAGUGCCUGUUCGGGGUUGUUGAUGUCUUUAAGUUAUUCUUUCAUGCUUUAGAAUUGGUGUUUUUUGGGAUACUCGUUCGCUAGUUGAAGUUUUUGGUCUACGAAAAUGUUGAUGAUUGGGUGAUAUUAGAGUGUGUAUUGUUUGUACUCUUGAUUAUGCCUGUCGUUGCAGGUGUUGAUUUUAUUUCUGGUUUUAUGAGUUUAAGUAGAGAUCUAACUUUCUUCGCUUAGGUCAUUAGAAUGAAUAUUUUGGGGCUAGUCUGUUAACUGCGUUGUUAUUUAGACCUGGUUUGUCCUGUUGAAGCAGAUUGACUAAGACGGGAAAUGAAUCACUCGUUUGGUUG
Messenger RNA from Paramacrobiotus metropolitanus, 3018 nucleotides. RefSeq names its product SEC14-like protein 1. Gene Ontology annotation, cellular component: cytoplasm. NCBI's taxonomy places the organism in Eukaryota, Metazoa, Tardigrada, Eutardigrada, Parachela, Macrobiotidae. The transcript has 16 exons. The record is from RefSeq and is a predicted model, not a curated record. The coding region runs from base 625 to 2652 and encodes 675 amino acids.